ACCAUCAGAAAUCUAACAAAGGUUUUCGUGGAACUUCGAUCAUUUUGAAUCUCAACAAAAUAACAAACAGGAUAAUCCUGAGCAAAUAUUUAAAGCUGCUUCUGUUCCAGUGCGAUUGCAAAGAAUUCAGUGCAUGUCACAGUUUCUGCCUGGUCAGAGAUUCACACUUCAUCAGGCUGUCCAGUACUGUGGGUACACUUCUUUUGUGACAAAGUUUGGCCGAUUCACUGGGAGGAACCUAAACAUGCCCAACUAUAAUCCUUGGAAGUUCCAGUACGAUCUUUACACAAAUGAAACUUGUCAUUACAGCGGUUACCAUCCUGGAUCCAAAAACCCUCAACUCCUGGCACCAGAAACCUGGGUUAUAGUGAGGUGUAUCUUCCAAGUGGCUGGAAUUAAUCACGAGGAAACGACAGAAAUGUUCUGGACUUGCUGCAGAUAACCAAAAGGAGAGAAAAAAUAGCGCACAUGUCUUCAAAGAUUUUUUUUGUAUCACUUAAUAGUAAUAAA
Messenger RNA from Argiope bruennichi, 510 nucleotides. RefSeq lists its product as uncharacterized. The transcript has 5 exons. The record is from RefSeq and is a predicted model, not a curated record. Bases 134 to 442 code for a protein of 102 amino acids. Lineage: Eukaryota; Metazoa; Arthropoda; Arachnida; Araneae; Araneidae.